Molecule: messenger RNA, 4291 nt
Organism: Pelobates fuscus (common spadefoot toad)
Lineage: Eukaryota; Metazoa; Chordata; Amphibia; Anura; Pelobatidae
Gene: KIRREL3
Product: kirre like nephrin family adhesion molecule 3
Exons: 17
Coding region: 182-2506 (774 amino acids)
Biological process (GO): synapse assembly; cell-cell adhesion
Cellular component (GO): cell-cell junction; plasma membrane
Molecular function (GO): cell adhesion molecule binding
Source: RefSeq, a predicted model, not a curated record
CUGUUCCCGGAGUGUGGGGCUGUCUCUCUCUCGGGCUGAGAUGCUGCUCACACAGGGAGAGCCGGUCUGUGUGCUGGGGGCGAUCUGACAGCCAGGACUCACCUACCUACCGCCACCUACCUACCGCCACCUACCUACCUACCUCCCACCCCCCGGGACUCACCGCCUGCCCGCCGCUGGGAUGCCGCUAGGGAUGGUCCCUGUCCGCCCGGACCUGGUGCUGCUCUCCGGGAUCCUGCUCAGCUCAGAAUUCGGUCUGACCCUGGGGUUCACGUCCAAGGACAAGUUUCGUAAGAUGUCUGAAGGUGCGUCCUCAUUCUCUCAGCAGCCCCAGGACCAGGUUGUGGUUGCCGGGCAACCUGUUAAUCUCUUCUGUGCCAUCCCUGGUUACCAUGGAAUUGUACUGUGGAUUAAAGAUGGACUGGCAUUAGGGGUCGGCCGUGACCUUUCUGGCUAUCCACGCUAUUCUGUAGUCGGUGACCAUUUGUCCGGGGAGCAUCACUUGAAGAUCCAGCGAGCAGAACUUCAAGAUGACGCUAUGUACGAAUGUCAGGCCAUCCAGGCAGCAAUCCGCUCACGCCCAGCUCGACUGACGGUGCUUGUUCCGCCAGAUGAUCCUGUAAUUAUUGGUGGCCCUAUAAUUAGCCUCCGAGCAGGGGAUCCACUAAAUCUGACGUGUCAUGCAGACAAUGCAAAGCCGGCAGCGACCAUUAUCUGGAUGAGGAAUGGCGAGGUCCUAAAUGGAGCAACAUAUUCCAAGACCUUGCUGAGGGACGGGAAGAGAGAAAGUAUUAUCAGUACACUUUUCGUCUCAUCGUCCGAGAUAGAGAACGGUCAAACCAUCACUUGCCGAGCCACCAAUAAGGCUGUGCCAAAUGGAAAAGACACAACAGUCACCAUCAACAUCCAGCAUCCGCCACUAGUUAACCUCACGGUGGACCCACAGCCUGUGCUGGAAGAUAAUAUGGUUAAAUUCAACUGCGCAGCUAAGGCCAAUCCCGCAGUAACACAGUACCGGUGGGCUAAAGGAGGCCACAUCCUGAAAGAGGUGACAGAAGAAAGCUACGAAACUGUAGUUGAUUAUUCGUUCUUCUCGGAGCCCGUUUCCUGUGAGGUCACCAACGCUCUUGGAAGCACCAACAUCAGCAGAACCGUCGAUGUGUAUUUUGGACCUCGGAUGGCUGUAGAACCCGAAUCUGUUCUUGUGGACCUUGGUUCAGAUGCCACAUUUCACUGUGCGUGGACUGGUAACCCCUCGCUCACCAUUGUCUGGAUGAAGCGGGGUUCUGGGGUGGUAUUGAGUAAUGAGAACACUCUAACGUUAAAAAGUGUUCGCCAGGAGGAUGCUGGGAAGUACGUGUGCCGGGCAGUCGUUCCACGUGUGGGUGCUGGAGAGAGAGAACUCUCUCUGACAGUAAAUGGUCCUCCUAUCAUCUCCAGCACACAAACCCAGCACGCGCUGCACGGGGAGAAAGGCCAGAUCAAAUGCUUCAUUCGCAGUACACCGCCUCCUGAUAGAAUAGCCUGGUCUUGGAAGGAGAACGUCUUAGAAUCGGGGACCUCGGGACGAUACACAGUUGAAACCGUCAGCACAGAUGAGGGCGUUAUCUCCACCUUGACCAUUAGCAACAUUGUCAGAGCAGAUUUCCAGACCAUUUAUAACUGCACCGCCUGGAACAGCUUUGGGUCCGAUACGGAGAUUAUAAGACUCAAAGAACAAGGUCCGAACAUGCAGUCAGGAGCCAGUUUGGAGCAAGAGUCUGUUCCGGUGACGGUGAUUAUCGGCGUAGCAGUGGGAGCUGGCGUGGCCUUCCUUGUUCUCAUGGCAACCAUUGUGGCGUUUUGUUGCGCUCGGAACCAGAGGAAUCUGAAGGGCGUAGUAUCCGCCAAAAAUGACAUUCGGGUGGAGAUUGUACAUAAAGAGCCAACUACAGGGAGAGAGUCUGAAGAUCAUUCCACUAUCAAACAGUUAAUGAUUGACAGAGGGGAGUUUCAGCAGGACUCGGUGCUCAAACAGCUGGAGGUCCUGAAAGAGGAAGAGAAGGAUUUCCAAAAUUUAAAGGACCCAACCAAUGGCUACUACAGUGUAAACACAUUCAAGGACCAUCACUCAACGCCAACAAUUUCCCUUUCCAACUGCCAGCCGGACAUUCGACCAGCAAAUAAGCAACGGGUUCCUACAGGCAUGUCUUUCACCAACAUUUACACCACUCUGAGCGGCCAGAAUCGCCUCUAUGACUACAGCCAGCGCUUUGUCUUGGGAAUGGGCAGCAGUUCCAUCGAGCUCUGUGAGCGGGAGUUUCAGAGAGGAUCCAUGAGCGACAGCAGCUCAUUCCUGGACACUCAGUGUGACAGCAGUGUUAGCAGCAGCGGAAAGCAAGAUGGCUACGUUCAAUUCGACAAGUCGAGCAAGGCAUCAGCCUCUUCUUCACACUACUCUCAGUCAUCCUCUCAAAACUCUGACCCAAGCAGGCCUCUUCAGAGGCGAAUGCAGACACACGUGUGAAAUAGGCCUAUAUGGGGCAUUGUGUCAAAUAUAUGGGAGGGCUGGAAAGAUGUACAAGAGUUGGGUGGCAAUGGUGGAACUUCCAGAAAAAAAAUAGAUUUUGGACAUCCUGGAGUCUUAAAGAAAGGAAUGGCCUCUCUGGUUGAGAUAUUUAUUUAGUUUUAUAUUUAUAUGAAAAGGAGAGGAUGUUCCUAUUGUAAAAAAAGGAAAAUCAAAGCACUUUGUUCAAAAGAGUACAACAAGCCAUGGUUCUAUGAGUUAGGAAGGAGGAAAAAAAGAACCUUUUAUAAACUAUCCCAAAAGAAAAAAAAUGUAUGAUAAUAAAAAAUGAGCUCCCGUUUCUGACUUGGAGCCUCGGCCCGGAUUUUAAUUGUCUCAACUAGGAAUUUAGCCAUUAGCAAGCACAAUGUUGAUAUAUUAAACACAGUCUUUGAUAGUCUGAACAUACACAUUCUGGAGAUUCAGAAGCUGUUCUAGAGAUUUAAAGAAUGUUCUAGAUAUUAAGAUGCUGUUUCUGACAUUCAGAGGCUGGAGGGUUAUUAUAUAGUUACAUCAUUCAGACAGAAUGUCAUCUCUUAAGACGGAUUCCUAAAGCGCCCACCAAGAUACAAAUAUAGCUGUUCCAGCUGGACUCUUCCUCAGGAGUGAACGUAGGAAACACUUCCCACCAGGGGCAAGUGACGGGACCUAUAUACAUGUGUUGUCUAACAUAGCAAACACAGCACCAAUCUCUAUUCAACACUUAGGCAAAUAAGUCAGUUUGGUGUCAAAGAAACCAUAAUCUUGCAAGAUGGCCAAGAAAAUAUACAGAUAUUUGUUGGUAGUGGUCAUUUGUUUUUGUUUAUUUUCUAAAUUGGCCAACUGUGAACCCCCCCCCCCCCCCCCCUCCCAUCAAAAUGGUGCCGGGGUCACAUUCUUGUUUGCAAUAGAUUAUCAGAAAUGCCCUUACUGGACAUGUGAAAGGACUCAUUGUUCCUAUUUGUUUUUUUGUCAUUUUCCCUUCCAAACAAUUAAAACAAAAAGAUUUCUCGAUUCAGUGAUGUUGGUCACUGUCAGAUCCCGUAUCACAUCCUUUCAAUAUUCUUAUCUCCGUCACUGGUUUACUUUCAUUAUCUCACCUCUUCGUUGUAUCGACACCCAAAUGGACUGACAUGAAUUCAUGCAUAAGAACAUAUUUAUGUAUAAUUUUUAUACUACUUGUUGAGUUCAUUCUGAACUAUUCUCAAUAGAUUGGAAAAAAAAGUCUUGUUUUUGCCAUUGUCUCUACUAUUUCAUAAUUCAUUAACAGUUGUCUGACAUGCUGAUGUUAAUGUUGUGGAUGCAAGUCCUGUCCAUAACAGUAAGUGUCAUCUACUAGGAACUACAAUGUUCCUUUUAAAGUGUUAAGGCCAGUCUUUCACAUCUCAACCAAAACAAAUGAAGUGGGUCUAGUAAGGUCAAUAAGGUAAAUAUAGUAAGGUCAACAGUUAAAUAUUGUGCCAGGAAAUUACUGAUCAAGAAGUAUGGUAAGUGAUCUGAUUGUGUUCUAGCACUGGACGUUCUUGUGAAAAGUUAAGAAAGAAAGAGCCUUGCUGGUUGGUACGGCCUGACAAUCAGAGGGGGAAAGCCAUGAACUACGGGACAGUACAUUCCUGUCGCCCACUCAACAACUCCUAUAAUAGCACAAAUUAAGGAUUAAAAGUCAAAACCUGUUAUGUCAAAUAUCUUUGGUUUGUCGUUUUCUUUUGGUUUGUUUUGUUUUUAAAUAUACUUGUAGAAAUGACUUGAUAAUAGGGAUUAGUAGAU